AUGAAAUAUUUAUUUUUUCAGUAGAUAAAUCUAAUUCACUUAAAAUAUUAAAUUUAUGAUAAUACUCAAUAUCUAGUUUAAAAGAUGAUAAAAACUUUUAUAUAUAUAAAAAUACAUGAUAAUUCAGAUCAUCCUUAGCUAAUACUAUUUUGUAAAAGUCAUUAAGAUGUUCAGCUUGACCUUCAAAUCUAUAAUUAAAUUAAAUGUAAGAUUGUAAGGUUUUAUCUUCAACCAGGUGUGUCCUUAUCGUAAUAAGACACAGUUAAAUAUAAAUAUGAAGGUGAUAAAAAAAGAGAAGGACAACCUGGAGGUAUUUUAAUUGGAAUUCAUAAGUAGUUCCAUUUUAGAGAUAUAACAAAUUUUUUCAUCGAUGGAGAAACUAAUGAUCAAUAUGCAUCUGGUCUUCUGAUUAUCCACAUUGUGAAUCAAAUCGUAUAACUGAUUUAUUCAAAAAUUAGAAGGAUAAUGAAAUUUUUAAUUUGUAUUUAGAAAGUUUGGAAACCAAAAUUUUUAAAAGGGUUAAUGAUAAUGAAAAUACUCUUUGAUUUUCUUAAUUGCUUAGAAUUUUAUUUACAAGAAAAAUUAGAUUAAGAAGGAAGUAUUUCAAACAUCCAAGUUGAUUAAGAUUUUCUAAUUCAAUAAAUAAAAUAAAUAUACUUAGAGGAUGGCAGUGAAAUAGAUUAUGUGGAAGAAUCAAAAGAAUAAUUCAAGGUUCCACUUUACAAAUAAAGAAGAAUGGAAAAUUAAAUAGGGUCUAGUUUUUACUAUAAUUUAGAUUUCAUCCAAUUGUUUUUCAGAUAAUCUUGCUUCUUUUUGUUAGAAAGCUCUAAUCUAAUUGUGAGUUCAAGAAAAAGAUAUAAGAGUUCGAAACCUUUUAAAAAAUUAAAAAUUGAUUGGUAGUCUUAACAUGAUAGAAUUGCAGGGAAAAUGUAGGAAAUGUUGAGCAGAAUUGAUGAAUUGUAAGAAUAAAUUUCUCAUGAGGCUAAUCUUAAUAAGCGAGAUAUAUAUCUGAAAGAACUUGAUGAGACCACAUAAGCAAUUAGAUCAAUAAAUUGA
Messenger RNA from Paramecium tetraurelia, 1056 nucleotides. RefSeq lists its product as uncharacterized. The record is from RefSeq and is a predicted model, not a curated record. Lineage: Eukaryota; Ciliophora; Oligohymenophorea; Peniculida; Parameciidae. The transcript is spliced from 5 exons.